AUGUUAAAGAGGGGAUUGAAAACUUUAAACACACAGGCUUUUCAUAACAUAGUGACUGAAGCAGAUGAGGAUAGGAACACACUAAAGCAGAUCCAAGUUCAGCUGCAGAGAUGUCCUACUAAUGUGGAAUAUCAACAAGCUGAAAUUAGUGCAUAUCAAAAAUUCAGGCAGUCAUCUUACCUAGCUGAAGUGUACUUACAACAAAUGAGUAAAGCAACAUGGAUUAGAUUGGGAGAUGACAACACCAAAUACUUUCAUUCAGUAAUCAAGCAUAGAAAACUGAAGCAGGCAAUUACUCAGCUCAAGGACAGCUCUGGUCUUUGGCAAACAUAUCUUGAUACAAUAGCUGGUAUAUUUGUUGAUUACUAUAAAAAUUUACUAGGUAGGAAAGCAACUGAAAGGGUAAAAGCUUUUAGUAGUAUAAUAAAAAAUGGGAACAGUCUCUCAGAAGCUCAGCAACAAGAAAUAAUGCAACCUUUUUUGGAAAGAGAAGUAAAGCAGGCUAUGUUUCAGAUUGACAAUAAUAAGAGUCCUGGUCCUGAUGGAUUUGGGAGUGGAUUUUACAAAGCAGCAUGGCCAAUAGUGGGAAGAGAAAUCACUGCAACAGUCCUAUAG
This is a messenger RNA of Nicotiana attenuata, 615 nucleotides long. RefSeq lists its product as uncharacterized. NCBI's taxonomy places the organism in Eukaryota, Viridiplantae, Streptophyta, Magnoliopsida, Solanales, Solanaceae. The record is from RefSeq and is a predicted model, not a curated record. Bases 1 to 615 code for a protein of 204 amino acids. The transcript has a single exon.